This is a messenger RNA of Physcomitrium patens, 1731 nucleotides long. RefSeq names its product plant UBX domain-containing protein 4. Gene Ontology annotation, biological process: proteasome-mediated ubiquitin-dependent protein catabolic process; autophagosome assembly; nuclear membrane reassembly. The record is from RefSeq and is a predicted model, not a curated record. Lineage: Eukaryota; Viridiplantae; Streptophyta; Bryopsida; Funariales; Funariaceae. Gene Ontology annotation, cellular component: cytosol; nucleus. Gene Ontology annotation, molecular function: ubiquitin binding.
CAGGGAAGAAGAAGAAGACGACGAAGAGGAGGACGGGGUCGGUGGAGAAAAGGAAGCGUUGUGAGUGUGGAGUGUGGAGGGCAUUUGUAGGGAGGGAUCUCAACAGUCAGGGUCACUAGGGUUUCAUCACAGACACACUCGCUUCUCUUUCCCUUGCUAUCAAUUGCGCAAUCAAUCUCCUGUAAUUCGAUCCGCUUUGCAGCGAUGGGAGGUGGAGAGCAAGACGAUGUGGUGAGUAGCUUCUUGGGGGUGACGGGGGCGACCGACGCGCAGGCGCGCUUCUUUCUUGAGAGCGCUAACUGGGAGCUGGACGCAGCUCUGAUCUCGUUCUUUGAAGCGUCGGAUGAUGGGAUGAGUGGCGGUGGACUCCCUGCGGUGGCGCGGACCGAGCGGGAGGAGGAUGACGAUGAGGAGAUGAGCUUCCCAUCGGCGCCGGUUCCAGCUCAAGCGCAGGAUCAAGGGUUAGGUCAGGUGCCUGACGGAUGGCCAGCUAGGUCGACGGGAGCGGGGGUGACGCAGGGGCAAGGGCGAUUUCCUGGGAGUGGUCAGCCCAAGGGGAAGGAGAAGAAAAAAGGUAGCUCGUCGGGUCGGGGUGGAAUUACGACUCUGUCCGAUCUGGGUCGUCAAGCGGAGUCCGACGAGGAUUCUGAUGAAGGGCCGCAGGAGUAUUACACGGGCGGUGAGAAAAGUGGCAUGAUGGUGCAAGACCCCAGCAAACGAGGCCCUCGGGACGUGGAUGCUAUGUUUGAUCGUGUGCGACGAUUUGGUGCUCAAGAAGGGAGGGCCGAGCCACCGCAGCCACCUUCUUCUAGCAAUAGAUCAGGAGCCUUUGCAGGUUCUUCACGCACAUUAAGUGGCGAGCCACGACAAUCUGAACAACCCGCUCCAACAGCUUCUCCUGCACGGCCCGGAGCUCGUGCCCCACCAGAGCCAGUAUUUCAUACGAUUACUUUCUGGAGAAAUGGGUUCACUGUUGAUGAUGGACCUCUGAGGAGGCUUGAUGAUCCCGCUAAUGAGCCGUUCUUAGAUAGCAUCAAUAAAGGGGAAUGUCCUAAAGAAUUGGAGCCUGCUGAUCGUAGUACCCAAGUACAUGUGAAUCUUGUUAAGAAAGAAGAAGAGUGGGAGGCUCCUCCGCAGCCGAAGUAUGUUGCGUUUGGAGGUACAGGUCGUACUUUAGGAAGUUCUGCGCCCGCUCCCGUCUCCGAAUCACUUGCAGCUUCGGCUGCCUCUGGUUUAGAAGCAGCCAAUCAACCAAUUCAAGGUUUAGUUGUGGACGAGUCCAAACCUUCAACUUCUAUUCAGCUUCGACUCUCGGAUGGAACUCGUAUGGUAGCUCGUUUCAACCACACACACACUAUUGCGGAUAUUCGAGGCUUUAUAGACGCUGCUAGACCAGGAAAUGUCGGACCUUACUCUCUUCAAGCUAUGGGCUUUCCUCCCAAGCCCUUGACGGACAUGAAGCAAUCCGUAGAGGCAGCUAGUCUGUUCAAUGCUGUCGUCAUUCAGAAGGCCUUGUAAAUCCUCCUCUGAACUUCAAAAACGUGAAUAAAAGUCGCUACCAGGAUACAUUCAUUGUAAUAGCAGAAUCAUUGUAGAUCUGUUGAAAUAAUGGACAGAGUAUUUUUGAGGUGCUAGCUUCUCAAAUCUAUUUUGCAGCUUCUCAUUGGAGUUCAAUUUUGAGCCAAAUGAACUAAUAUCAUGAAAAUUGCAACUCUGUCUGCAUUCCAUGUA